UGCUCUCUUACGUGCUCUCCUAUUAUAUGUUUGUAUGUUUUUCCGCAUUAUAGGCCUUGGAUGCAACUUUUUAUUUUGGCGCCGAAUAUUACUUCUCUUUCUCUGUAUCUGGAUAUAAACUGAAUUAAAAAAAUAAAAAAAAAUAAAAAAGAAAGGAGCUUUGAUAAUGCUCAUCCUUCUCUUUCCAUGGAGUCCUUAGGUUUUCAUCUUCCUCAAUUCUCAGAGGAUUUAGUUUGGCUUCCUUGUUGGCUUCAGCAGCAUCAGUUAGAACCACUCAAUGAGUGUAUUAAUGAAACUCUAGAUCAUUCCAAGUCAACAUCAGAGGAUUUUGCAUUGUCUCAAGGAAACAUCAGCUGCAGAGAGGAUUCACUUUUUUCCGCAACGAAAGAAGGUAGACAUAAUGGCUGCCAUUUAUUCUUAUCUGGGGAAGACAAUUCGCCUAUUAGUUUUGCUUCAUCUUGUGGAAAUGUGCUUCAGUUUCGACUUCAUCUCUCAUCAGAUGGAUAUAUGCAGUACAGUGAAACUCAAUCAUUGGCUUCAAAUGCAUAUGAAGCCAUUCUCAAUUCCAAUAGAGUUCUGUCAGCGGAAAAACUUGAAACUUCAGAUGCUUUUAGAGAGAAAACUUUGUCUAAAAUGAACAAUGAAGAUUGUGGUGUAAAUAUCCUUCCUCUAAAUUUCAUACCAGAACCUGUGGGGAAAUCUGUCACGCAGUCUCCUUCCAAUCACAAGGAUUCAACAUGGCAUUACCGGGAAAGGUUCAGUCUCAAGUAUCUCAAAGGUGCUAAUAUCAACACGGCAGUUGAACUCUCUACUGCAGCAUCCGAAGCAUUGGUUAUACAUGAAAUAAUGAAGAGUGACUCAGAAGCAUUGGAAGCAGCAGAUGUACUUGAAGUUGCCCUUCGGGUAAAGCAAGCACGGUUACAAUGUUUAGAUGAUGCCAUUUAUUGCUCGAGUGAGGAAACUGACAAGAAUGAUUCUCUUUCAGACUUGGAUGAUUCCACAAUGGCAGAUGCUUUUGAAGAUGUAGGAUUACCUUUCAGUGUUUAUGAUCGGUGUAUUGGUAGUUCAUCAAUUUCUCGGGUCAAUGAGACUCCUGUCUCCCAAAAUCACCACGAAUAUGAAAAUAAUUUUAGUAACUUAAAGCUUUCAGUGCAGCAAAUCAAUUUUGAUAAUGUUGCUACAGAGAAACAGUUGGAAGAGGAUUUUAAUUUAGAUGUGGUAUGUAGAAAGGAUUCGGCUUCAGAAUCUCUCAAGCAAAAGAUAGUUUCUGGUAGUCCAGUUUUAUUUUCAACUACCUCCAACAUGGCAAUCUACAAUGAUCCUCCAGCAACAAAAAGUCCACAUGUGAUGCAAAAGACAGUUGACUUCACCAGGGUGAAUAUAACUUCAUGUCAACCUCAAACCAAUGAAGAUUCUUGUUUGCAUCCUUCAAAUUUACAGAAUUCCGGAGAAGAUAGGGAAACUUAUCUAGUUGAAAGAUUCAGAAGCCGAUGGUUAGGUGGUUGGGCAGCUGUGGUAGCUGAUGAUACUGCAAAGUUAAAACAGAAUACUCAUAGAAGUGUCCCAAAGGCUUUUGCUGCUGAGACGAGCUUUCUCACAGAAUCUGCAGAUGUUGUCCCAGAUGAGAACUCUUUUGUGCACACACGUGAAACACAGGUCCAUGGGGAGUCACAGUCUAAUAUACCCUUUGAAGGUUUACAUGACGAAGCUGUUGAAGUAAUAUUGCAUUCUCAAGAUGUGGUGAGAUCAUCUAAUUUAUCGCUGGUCGAUCCUCUCUGUUCAGUUGUUCCAUGCAGUAUUCCUUCAGAAAAUGUCAGUUGUACUAUACCUCAGAACCUGAAUUAUAUGGAAACUGAUUCUCGGAAAUGCUGUAGUCCUGCAACAGAACUUGAGAUGGAGAAUUCACCCAGGAGCACAACUGCAAAUACUGAAUUUCAAGGCCCAGUCCGCAGGCGGUUUACUUCACUCAAGACAUAUAGCAUGCUUGUUCCAGAACAUGUUGCUACUAUAAAUGGGGGUAGCCUUUACCAUAACCAAUCAUUUCUAUCAGACUUCAAAUGGGAGCAGCUUUCCUUCAACAAGAAUAUGGGCUGCAUUAGAUCUUGUGACAAAAGGACCUGUAAAGAUACCCAACAUUGCAGUUCUAUGUCAAAGUAUACUGCAGGAAUACAUAAUGAGGAAAAUUGUGAUAAUUUGGAAAAUGGGAUCACAGUUGAGAGGAUCAAAAAUCAGAAGAAAUCUGAUCAUGAAACUUCUGGAGAAGGAAGUGAGUUUCUGGAAAAAGAGCAACCUCCUAUUUUAAAUUCUAGGAUGUGUUGUUGCCUGCAGGCUUGCAUACCUUCUUUGUACAAUUCCAUAGGAGAGAAACAUCCCAAAGAGGCAUCAAUACCAGAAAAUGUACUCAAACUUCAAAAGAAUCAGAAACUUACAAAGAUACAUUCUGACUGUGAGAGUUCACAUGAUGGAUGCAUACCGUCUUUGAACAAUUUCAUAGAAGAUAAGCAUCCCAAAGAGGCAUCAAUGCCAGAAAAUGUACUCAAACUUCAAAAGAAUCACAAACUUAGAAAGAGACAGUCUAACUGUGAGGGUUCACAUGAUGGACAUGUUCCAGCUGAAAAGAGAGCUCGUUUUACUGAAGCAGACACCCAGAUUAAGCAGAACAAAAUCCUCCAAAAGCUAGAUUCUUCAAAAACAAAUUGUCCAACUGGAAGAACUAGUAAAAAGCUGAAGUACUCUGAGAAAUGGUUAAAUCAUCGUAGCCAUAAAAAAAGUCUCCGAAAUUGUUGCUUUAAGAUUGGAAAGAGAUUGAUAUUUCAAGGUAUAGAAUUCCUGCUGACAGGAUUUUCUAGCGAGAAGGAAAAGGACAUUGAAGAACAAAUACGUAAACAUGGUGGUAUUAUUCUCUCUGAUAUUCCUUCUCCAAAUUCAAAGGGAAAAAGGUGCUCAAGAUCUAGUUUGUACCAGCUGCCUGUUAUAUUAUGUCUGAAAAAGCUACAAACUACCAAGUUCUUGUAUGGAUGCUCGGUGAACGCCUUCAUACUAAAAGUUGAUUGGGUUACUGAGUCAAUAAGAGCAGGUUAUGUUCUACUGCCUGAGAAGUACAUGAUUUUAUCAAGUCGAGAUGCACAGGCUACAAGCAUUGUCGAGUCAGUUCAUCACAAAAACAAUAAUUAUAUUUUUGACAGAGUGGGGAUAGUGCUUCAUGGCAAGCCUAAUUUCUGCACCAAAUUGGCAAUAAUUAUCAAGCAUGGGGGUGGGCAGGUGUUUAAAGCCCUCCACUGGUUGGUCAACAGACUGGACAAGGAAAAGAUUUCUUUGGGAGUUAUUGUUGCUGAGGACGAGAAUCGGGCAUCACGCCACUUGAGGCAGUGUGCGCUUGAAUGGAAAAUACCAAUGAUGCCAACUAGCUGGAUCAUAAAGAGUUUAUAUUUGGGUAAACUCCUUCCUUGUGUAGAUGAAGGACCUUUUUCAUCAUUGAAAGGACCUAAGAAGGGGAAACUACUUCCAGUUUCCACUGAAAUGAGUGAAGAAAUAUAAAUUAGUAUUUCUUACAGCCGCCGAGGAAGGAUGUAAAUAUGUAAAUGAUUUAUUCUUUCAUGCAUAAUGUUGACCAUUUUAAGGGUUGACUUUGCAUUAAUUUAUCGAAUACAUUUUAUCAUGUAUCAUAUUGUUAUAAUUCAGAGUUUAAUAUAGCGGACCUAAUUAUUUUGUC
Messenger RNA from Ziziphus jujuba (common jujube), 3712 nucleotides. RefSeq lists its product as uncharacterized. The transcript is spliced from 12 exons. Gene Ontology annotation, biological process: positive regulation of transcription by RNA polymerase II; DNA damage checkpoint signaling. NCBI's taxonomy places the organism in Eukaryota, Viridiplantae, Streptophyta, Magnoliopsida, Rosales, Rhamnaceae. Gene Ontology annotation, molecular function: histone binding. Gene Ontology annotation, cellular component: nucleus. The coding region runs from base 187 to 3537 and encodes 1116 amino acids. The record is from RefSeq and is a predicted model, not a curated record.